Peromyscus leucopus (white-footed mouse) is the source of this 1172-nucleotide messenger RNA. It is a transcript of the gene C8g, whose product is annotated as complement C8 gamma chain. Lineage: Eukaryota; Metazoa; Chordata; Mammalia; Rodentia; Cricetidae. Gene Ontology annotation, biological process: complement activation. The transcript has 7 exons. Gene Ontology annotation, cellular component: membrane attack complex. The record is from RefSeq and is a predicted model, not a curated record. Bases 410 to 1012 code for a protein of 200 amino acids.
GUGCUCUCGCGCUCCUAGAGCAGUGCUUGGUCCUGGCUCCUGGAAAGGGCGGCAGCCACGAGCCUGGCCCAGCUGGACGGGUUCGAGUACAAGUAGCUUUAUGAGCACGUUGUUGUUGGCUGUGGGGAUAAGACCGGUUACUGGCGUGCCAAGGGUUGAGCAGUGACCUCAAGUGGAAAUCGGGGUGCAGAAGUCAACUCAGACUUUGCACUGGGGACACAAUGCCAUGCUCCUGUCAAGGCCAGGUUCUAGGAUGGUCCCUAGCUUGGGAUAGGGGUUCAGUAAGCGGAAGACAGAUGUGGACUUCCUGGGCUGUGCUUCCUGUGGCACUGGACAGUGGACUCUGACCUGGGACAGUGCAGCCCUCCACCUCCCUGUCCUGUUACCCGCUGUGCCUGACAGGACCGCCAUGCUGUCCCCUGGGGCAGUGUUAUUCUUCACCCUGCUCUUGACAACCAGUUCACUGGGCCAAAGGGCUCGAAAGCCCUCUGGGUCUACAUCCCCCAUCAGCACCAUCCAGGCCCAGGCCAAUUUCAAUGCUCAGCAGUUUGCAGGGACGUGGCUCCUUGUGGCUGUGGGCUCUGCAUGCCGCUUUCUUCAGGAGCAGGGCCACCGGGCCGAGGCCACCACAUUGCACACAGCUCCCCAGGGUACAGCUAUGGUCGUCAGCACCUUCCGAAAGCUAGAUGGGAUCUGUUGGCAGGUACGCCAGCUCUUUGGAGACACAGGGGUCCCCGGUCGCUUCUUGCUCCGAGGGACCCGUGGGCCAGUGCAUGUGGUUGUCGCCGAGACUGACUACCAGAGCUUUGCCAUCCUGUAUCUGGAGAAGGCGAGGAAGCUGACUGUGAAACUCUAUGCCCGCUCACUACCCGUGAGUGACUCUGUCCUGAGUGUGUUUGAGCGGCGAGUCAGAGAAGCCAACCUGACGGAACACCAGAUCUUUUUCUUUCCCAAGUAUGGUUUCUGCGAGACUGCGGACCAGUUCCACAUCCUGAAUGAGGUUCGGAGAUGAGGCUGCCUGGCGGAGAAGCUGUGGACAGUGGCCUGCCCUCAGAGAGUUCUGAGCACCCUGAACUCGCUCUUGGAGUCUCUCCUGUCUGUCCCCAGGAGCAACCCUUCACACAGCUCUGCUGUUUUCCGGCUUCUCAGUAAACAUCAGACGUGGCCCUGGG